CGGAGGGGAGCGCCGCGCUGACGUCAGAGGCGCGUGCGGACAGGGGCGCCGCCGCCGUCGUCGUCGUCGCUGCCGCCGCCAGCGUUGUGUUGUGCGCCGUACGUGUGCCGCGGCGAGCGGACGCUGCGUGUGAGUGUGUGCCGACGAGUGUCGUGCGGAGUGCGAGUGUGUGAACGCGGCGUCGCAGCCGCUGCCAUCGCAAGCCACUUCGCCUGACGGGCCGCGGGAGCGGAGCGGCCCGGGGGCCCCGAGUGCGUGCGUGUGAGAGAGGCAGCCGCAACAGCGUCGGCGCCGGCGAUCGUGGACGCGGUGGCACGCCGCGCCCGCGCCCGAGCCCCGCGACCCGCUCAGCAGCCAGCACCUGCCGCACGCCCCGAGCGCCACGACGACCGCUCAGGUGUUCGCGGCCGCCGCGAUGGAGCUGCCCAUGGGCGACCGAGUGUACGCCGCGGAGCGGAUCAUGAAGAAACGCGUGAGGCGGGGCCGAGUGGAGUAUUUCGUGAAAUGGAAAGGAUGGAGUCAAAAGCACAGCACGUGGGAGCCGGAGGAGAACAUUCUGGAUCGGAGACUCAUCGACAGUUUCGAGCAGACCCAACGUGGAGAUCUGCCCCACAAGCGGCCGGGGCGCAAGAGGGAACCACGCUACACCGCGAGAGAGCCUGAGCCACGGCCUGAGCCUGUACCACCACCUCCAGACCCUCCUGCAAGCAGUGAACCGGAGGACACAACUCCCGAAGAGGCAGGUGGGACAGGAGGAGACAGCAGUCAGGACGAGGCCCCUGGAAGUGGGGCACCAACGCUUCCCACGCUAGAACCUGAAGAGGAACCUGUGCAGGACAGUCAAGAAUCAGGAGAUGGCUCCAGGUCUACACCACCACCUCCUAAUUUGGCUCUCCCAGCAGAUGUCGGAGAUACAGAAACAAGUAGCAGCAGUGAAGAUAGGCCUGUAUUAACGAGGCGGGAACCCAUUGGUACAAAACGCAAGGCAGAAGUUCUUUCUAAAGAAUCAGGCAAAAUUGGAGUAACUAUUACAACAAGUGGAACCAAUGCCAACAGUGGACCUCCUUCAAAAGUGCCCCGACUCAUAUCUGUUAAGAGUCCAGGAUCUCCACCUUACUCACCUCAACCAAUUCCUGGCCGUAGGCCCUCAAGCAGUCAGCGACUUUCUCUAGACUCUAUUCCAGCUUCUCCUUCAGGUGACAACUUAAGGGUGGGAGCUGCGUCACCACCUCAUGUGACCCGAGCACCCAAGUCCCCCGUUGCAUCUCCUCCUCCUGUUCUCUCACCAACCAGCCCUCGUGCAACAGUUGGUGAGAAACGCCCAGCUCACACCCCAGUGAGUGUACUUGCACAACAGGAGCAGACAACAAGUGUAGCAGCAACAGCUCCUGUUGCAGCACGAGUUAGUGAGAAGCGAACAUCCCAGAAUGAAAACCAGGUUAAUGCAGCGACAGUGUCUGUGGAGCAACAGCCUCGAUCCCCCAUGAAAUCACCCCAUCUUGAUAAUGUGGACACUGCAGCUGAUGUGAAAUGUCCAACCAAUGCCCCUCCAUGUAUCAUGCCUAUGACAACAUUGCCCAAUGGCCUGAAAGUUCAUUCCGGCAGUGCCAUUGUCAACAACAACAACAACGUGAUUGAUUCUGCAAUGCUGGAUGAAGAGGAGGAGGAAGAUGACGAGGGAGGUCCUCCACCCUGUCUUGGUGCUGCAAUCCUGACAAAUCCUGGGGCUGAAUAUUGGCAUACUCGCAAUCCAAUGGCUGAUCAGGUCUUCAUUACAGAUGUCACAGUUAACUUGAAGACUGUUACUAUACGGGAGUGUAAAACUGAGAAAGGAUUUUUUCGAAACAGAGACCAGUCAGAAUCCAGUGACAUAAAGUGAAUUACGGCAACUAGGAAAGCAGAAGACUAAAACAGUGUUUUCAGCAAUAAAUUCACAUGGAACCAUCUCCAUAAUUCUUCCACCUCUAAAGGUAAUUCUUCUGCAGAAAUAUUAAUAAUUAAGCAUAUUUACAUGACACUAAACCAAGAACACUGAUAGAUCUCUGCUAUUUUGAUUCAGACUGCAACUGGUUGGUGCUGUUUUCAAAGACUGUUAUUCUGAUUACUGAUGUAUCUAUGAAUGUUCAACGCUGGAAUAAAAAUUGUAAACCAAUUUUGUAGGCUGAAUAAGUUUUCUAAAGACAUUUUUGAUAAGUGUGUACAAGAUACAUGAAUUGAAUUCACAUUUUGAAGGAUACAGAUGCCUGAUGGAGAGAGUUAUUGGCAGUCAAGCAGAUCUAACUAACAAACGGGUCUGGUUGUAGUACAAGUAGUUGAAUUUCCUGUCCCUGUCCUAUUUGUGGUUGGACAAAGGCAAUGCAUUUUUUUUCCACGUUCCAGAGUAGAUACAGAUGAGGCUGGAUGUGUGAACACUUUCUCAUGUUUCAUUUCUUUUCAUUUAGUCUCUGUCACAGGGUAUAGUUUCAAAGCCAGUUCGAUUUGGAUAAGAAGAAUAUUGAGGUUCAUAUAUCUGCCAGUACAACUCUUACUUCCACAAAAGAAAAGAAUUGACGUAAAUUCACUAUUUUUCUUAGAGAGAGAUUUGUGUGCUAUUUCCAAGAACAUUUGCAUCAAAAUGAGUGUGAAAUGAAAGUUUGCUUAUUUCCAAAUAUCUGGUAUACUUGAACAAAAUACCCCAUUUUGCUAAUUAGAUUUCUUGCAGUAGAUAUACCUGCUUGUUCAUUAGUGAAUAAACAAUUCACUCCUGCAUUGCAGUGAGAGUGGAAGACUGCCUACAUUAAUUAAUGUAACACUUUGUUAAUUACAGUUACUGUUUAGACCAGUUACUUAAGUUCACAAAUAUAUCUCGGUAACUGCAGAGCACGUUCCGCUUUGGUUUUGGGUAUUCACUAUGGUAGUUACAGCUUCUAGUUUGGUUCUCAGGAAACAAAUGCACGAAGACCUGUUGCACUGUAAAACGUCAGUUAAAAGAUGAAUGAGUAUUUGGUAUGAUUCAUCUUAAUUUAGAAAGUAUCAUUUACUGCGCAUUUUACUUGUAUAUUUGAAAAUCAUUUUAUUUAUUAUAUUUAGUGCUCAAGGAGCUACAUCUCAUUCUUUUUUUUUUUAGUUGUAGAAAAUGCUAUUUAUUUUCUCAUUGGAAAGAAAAAAAAGGACAGAUUAUUCACUCAAACAGCAGCUGGUUAAACAAGUUCUUGUUUUUGUAUAUAUGUAAAGAGACGACAUCUGCAGUUGCUGGUAUGUAAAGUAAUGGCAAUGAUUUUGAGUACAUAAAUGUGUGUAUAUAUUUGCUUAAUGAACUUGUUACAGAAAUGCUGUAAAAUAAAAAAACUAGAGAUUCAAUUAGAUGUGUUUUUUUACCCCCACCUCCAGUUCCCAUCAAAGUGCAAUUGAACUUUUAAUGUUAAAUUCUCAAACUAUUAUCAUAGUGCAGGCUGUUCAAACUCAACUGCCCACAGUCACAAUGCCUGGCUGCUGUUGUUUCCUGCCUGUGCUCGACAAAAUCUAAGCUGUUGGGUUGCAUGUCGCUUUAUCAACUAUUGCUGAUAGUCACAGCAGAGAAAGGUUAGAUUGAGGAGAAACAUGCAUACCUGGGCUCAGAAAGAAAAAUUCCUUCAAAUUUAAGAGGAACACCUGCAACUCUCUUCAAUUUGAAAAAAAUAUUUUAUUAAUGUGAGAUAUGACAUCUCUCUUAACAAGAGAAGCUUUACUG
Molecule: messenger RNA, 3709 nt
Organism: Gryllus bimaculatus (two-spotted cricket)
Lineage: Eukaryota; Metazoa; Arthropoda; Insecta; Orthoptera; Gryllidae
Source: the annotation of a GenBank genome assembly